Notechis scutatus (mainland tiger snake) is the source of this 2057-nucleotide messenger RNA. It is a transcript of the gene GPT2, whose product is annotated as glutamic--pyruvic transaminase 2. Gene Ontology annotation, molecular function: transaminase activity; pyridoxal phosphate binding. The record is from RefSeq and is a predicted model, not a curated record. Gene Ontology annotation, biological process: biosynthetic process. Lineage: Eukaryota; Metazoa; Chordata; Lepidosauria; Squamata; Elapidae.
CCGCGUCCAGCAGGCGUGGUGGUGCUGGCGCCCAAUGGGGUUUUUUUCCCCCUAGAGCCGGCUUUCGCCGCUGAGUCGUUUGCAAAGGCAGCCAGGCCGGUCGCUCAUUGGAGAGCUCCGUGGGGCGCAAGUCCAGGCAGCGCCGCCUCUGCCCCCCACCCCACCCCUUUUUUUUUGCAUGCUGAGGGGGCCGAGGCUGGAAGAAGCAUCGGAGCCAUUCGGACGUACGCUUGCUUAGCUCUGCUUGUCUGCUUUUGCAAGCGGAGAUCUUCUCUGCUUCUCUCAGGACGCUGGUGCGGGCACCAUGCAUCGCUUGUCGGGGCUGAGCAGGGAAGCCGCUGCUGUCGCCGCCACCGCCACUCCCCCUCGCCUCCCCGAGCGCCGAGCCGAGGCCGUGCGCUUCCUCGCCUGGCUGGCCACCGGCAAAGAGCCGCGCCACCGACGGCCGCUCAAUGCCCAGCGCAGCGUCGCCCGGCCCCCGAUGGGGACGGAGCGGCCAGCCCGGCUGGGGCUGGGCCUGGGGCUGGCUGGCUGGAGCAGCGCCGCCGCCGAAGCCCCCGCGCUGCAGCUGAAAGAGAAGGCGCCCCGCGAGAAGAUCCUCACGUUGGAAUCCAUGAACCCGCAGGUCAAGGCGGUGGAGUACGCGGUGCGGGGGCCCAUCGUGCUGAAAGCGGGCGAGAUCGAGAAGGAGCUGCGGAAGGGUAUCAAAAAGCCUUUCACAGAAGUCAUCAAGGCCAACAUUGGUGAUGCUCACGCCAUGGGACAGCAGCCCAUCACCUUCCUUCGACAGGUGGUGGCCCUCUGCACGUAUCCCAACCUGCUGGACAGCCCCAGUUUCCCAGAAGACUCCAAGAAGAAGGCAAGACGGAUCUUGCAAGGCUGUGGAGGCAACAGCUUAGGUUCGUACAGCGCCAGCCAAGGAGUCAAUUGCAUCCGUGAAGACGUAGCGGUGUACAUUGAGCGGCGAGAUGGCGGCGUCCCUGCAGAUCCAGAGAACAUCUACUUGACCACAGGCGCAAGUGACGGCAUUGCUACCAUUCUCAAGAUCCUCGUCUCUGGGGGAGGAAGAACCCGGACCGGAGUGAUGAUCCCAAUUCCUCAGUAUCCUUUAUAUUCUGCUGCUAUUUCCGAAUUGGAUGCCAUCCAGGUAAACUAUUACCUGGACGAAGAGAACUGCUGGGCCCUAGAUGUGAACGAAUUACGCCGCUCCUUAUAUGAAGCCAAAGCGUAUUGUAAUCCCAAGGUCCUUUGCAUCAUUAAUCCUGGAAACCCCACAGGUCAAGUUCAAAAUAGAAAAUGUAUUGAAGAGGUGAUACACUUUGCAUGGGAAGAGAAGCUGUUUCUUUUGGCUGAUGAGGUGUAUCAAGACAACGUUUACUCGGAGAACUGCCAGUUUUACUCCUUCAAAAAAAUCCUUUAUGAGAUGGGACCCGAUUACUGGAAUAAUGUCGAACUCGCUUCUUUUCAUUCCACUUCCAAGGGCUACAUGGGCGAGUGUGGCUACCGAGGCGGCUAUAUGGAGGUGAUAAACCUGCACCCAGAAAUUAAAGGGCAGCUACUUAAGCUCCUCUCUGUCCGUCUGUGUCCACCCGUCUCAGGUCAAGCUGCUAUGGAUGUUGUCGUGAACCCUCCUGUUCCUGGAGAUGAAUCCUAUGCCCAAUUCAUUAAGGAAAAGGAGUCGGUCUUGAACAACCUCGCGAUGAAAGCCAAACUCACCGAAGAUUUGUUCAAUCAAGUGCCAGGGCUCCACUGCAAUCCACUUCAAGGGGCCAUGUACGCCUUCCCACGGAUAUUUAUCCCUGCCAAGGCCAUUGAAAUAGCAGAGGCCCAUCAAAUGGCUCCCGACAUGUUCUACUGUAUGAAACUUUUAGAAGAAACUGGAAUCUGUGUUGUACCCGGAAGUGGGUUUGGCCAAAGAAAAGGAACGUAUCACUUUAGGAUGACGAUUCUCCCACAAGCCGAGAAACUAAAGAUCUUAUUGAAGAAAGUGAAAGAUUUCCAUAUAAAUUUUCUGGAGGAAUACUCUUAAAAUAAAGACUCUUUUUUUUUAGACUGUA